Ectocarpus siliculosus is the source of this 561-nucleotide messenger RNA. The record is from the annotation of a GenBank genome assembly. NCBI's taxonomy places the organism in Eukaryota, Phaeophyceae, Ectocarpales, Ectocarpaceae.
AUGCAGUACGUCCUGCCGCUCAUGCUCACGCUCAUGGCCGCGCGUUGGGUUGGAAACGUUUUCAACGAAGGGCUGUACGACAUGCACAUUCACGGGAACAAGCUCCCCUUCCUAGAGGACGAGUGUCCUUCGGUGGCGAGGCAGAACGACAUGACGGCCUCCCAGGCCAUGUCGAGGAGGGUGCGGUGCCUGAGGCCUCUCGAGAGGGCCGGAGCAGUCUUCGACACCCUCAACGCCUGCCAGCACGACUGCUUCCCGGUGGUGGAUGAUGAGGGCGGGGACGUGUUGGUAGGGACUAUCUUGAGAAAGUGCUUGAUGCUCCUCCUGCACCAGAAGGCCUUCGGCCCAGUGGGGACCGAGCUAGGGGACGGGCAGCAGAACAGUCGUAGCGCCGCCCGGCAGCACCAGGGGAGGGGAGGGGGGUCAGCCAACGCUAGCGCUGACGCCUCCUUGGGUAUCUCGCCGCCUAUAUCGUGGGGGGCGAUGGAGCGCAUCUACCCUCGGUACCCGACGAUCGAGUCCAUAGACCUGUCCGAUGCGGAACGGAGGAUGUGGAUGGAC